Molecule: messenger RNA, 639 nt
Organism: Protopolystoma xenopodis
Lineage: Eukaryota; Metazoa; Platyhelminthes; Monogenea; Polystomatidea; Polystomatidae
Source: the annotation of a GenBank genome assembly
AUGGCUUUACUGCAGUGUGGUCAACUUUCGCCAUCCUGGCUGGAUGGUCAUGGCCAGACUACUUUGGCCCAUGCUGUCAGCCAUGGCUACUUAUCUGGGCUGCAGGCAAUGCGCCAACGGGGAGCUGAUAUCAAUGCUGGGCUGGUCGCUGGCCCGCUGCAUUACGCUGCCGCAGGUGGUCACCUCGGGUGUCUGCAUUAUCUGCUCACUGAGCUACAGGGUGGCUUAGGCCAGGCAGCAAAUCGAGAUGGCUAUGAAUCUGUGCCCGUUGCUCUUUCUUCCUCAAUGCCCUUUGCUACGUCUGCUUCACUUCACUCUGCCCAAGUACUUUCAUUCCCCACUCAGUCUUCACCUGAGCAUGGACUUAAAUCUGAUGCUACCCAUACAUGUAACUGGCUCCUAAACCGAACUUCUGCCAACCCACUUUUGCUAACUGCUGACGGCCGUCUUCCUAGCCAGGUGGCUCGAUGCAACUUAGCUAGUCUUCGCAUUCAGGCAACUAGAAGGAGAACUGAUGUUAUUCGAGGAAGAAUGAAUGAACGAGAGCUUGCGACAAUUAUUCUUCGGCUUGAGAAGGCCUCCGAAAUUUUGGAAAAGCAUGAAAACCGUAAUAAUAGCAUAGCUAUUAUUUAUGUUUAG